This is a messenger RNA of Pyrenophora tritici-repentis Pt-1C-BFP, 2334 nucleotides long. The record is from RefSeq and is a predicted model, not a curated record. NCBI's taxonomy places the organism in Eukaryota, Fungi, Ascomycota, Dothideomycetes, Pleosporales, Pleosporaceae.
AUGUCCACCCCUAAACCAGAUGGAGGACUCAUCCCAGGCAUUCUCGAUCCCAUGAUUGGAUCUACUGGUGUUCUUCCUGUGCCUGUGAUCCAGCCCACGCCGACUUCCAAUGCCCCUGCCUCGACUCCUGAUGUAUCCGCCCCAGGCCAGUCAAGCUUCCUCGGGCCUUUCAUUGUCCCCGGAUCGACUGGUGGUGCCUCUGGGCCGAAGCCCACGCCAACUUCCACUGAACAUGGUGGAUUGCUUCCCGGCGUAAUUCCAUCGACUGGCCUUCUACCUCCAAUUGAGAGCAUCCUCCAGCCCACUGGUACUGGUGGAUUGCUCCCUGGUGUAGUCCCAUCAACUGGUCUCCUUCCCCCGGUUGAGAGCAUUAUCCAGCCCACUGGUACUGGUGGAUUGCUCCCUGGUGUAGUCCCAUCGACUGGCCUUCUCCCCCCAGUUGAGAGCAUCAUCCAGCCCACUGGUACUGGUGGAUUGCUCCCUGGUGUAGUCCCAUCGACUGGCCUUCUCCCCCCAGUUGAGAGCAUCAUCCAGCCCACUGGUACUGGUGGAUUGCUCCCUGGCGUAGCCUCAUCAACUGGUCUCCUUCCUCCAGUUGAGAGCAUCCUGAAGCCCACUUCAGCAGGUGGCUCAUCUGAGCCGAAGCCGACAGCAACCUCUACCGAACGUCCUGGUUUGCUCCCUGGCGUACUCCCAUCGACUGGGCUUCUCCCUCCGCUUGAGAGCAUCAUCCAGCCGACUGGUACUGGUGGACUGCUCCCCGGUGUACUCCCAUCAACUGGCCUCCUUCCUCCAGUUGAGAGCAUUCUGCAGCCCACUUCAUCAGGUGCUUCAUCUGAGCCAAAGCCGACGGCAACCUCUACCGAACGUUCUGGUUUGCUUCCCAACAUACUCCCAUCGACUGGCCUUCUUCCUCCGAUCGAGAGUAUCUUGAAGCCCACCUCGACUGGCGGUCUUCUGCCAAUCCUGUCCACGGGCACCGCAUCUGGCAUCGUUAUUGGCAUCACUACGGCUCUUGGUACUGGUUCAACUGGUGCUUCAAUCGCGAUACCAACAGCCUCUCUCAUGAGCUCUGGAGCCAUCCCAACGUCUGAGGCAACAGCCACAAACUCUGGCGGUCUACCAGCAAUCCUAUCGUCGGUUCUGUCUGAGCUUCCUGGCAUCUCGCACACUGGUACUGGUGCGCAUGGCACCGCGCCCAUCCCGACAUCAACUGCGAGUGUGUCCGGUAUUCUCCCCCCAAUUGUGUCUUCGCUUCUCUCAAACCUCCCAGCAUCUGAGAUGCCGAGUGCUCUGUCAAGCAUCAUGUCUGCGUUGCCCGUUGCAACUGGUUCCGGCCCCGUCACCCUCCCGACCGUAUUGCCCUCGAGCGUGCUCUCCUCAGGCAUCUUCCCGUCUUCGGGAAUGGUACCAUCUGGCGUUGUUCCAUCCCCCACAGCCGUCUUGUCAUCGGGUCUUCCGCUCUCUUCUGGCAUUAGCAUGUCAUCUGGAAUACUUCCUCCUUCAGGUUCAGUGCCAACUGGUUCUGUUAACCCAACUGUGUCGUCUUCUGGCGUACCGGCUUCUGAAGCUCUUUCAUCUUCGGUGCCUACGCAGUCAGCAACAGCCAGCAUCACGCCUUCAGCAACAUCCGGCAUCAUUCCUUCAGGCACAGGCGUCAGCGGAACAUCGGCCUCGGCCCCUGUUCCUUCAUCCGCGCAGUCUCUCAGCGUCCCCGCCUCUGAAGGGCCUUCGACUGGUUCGCCCAGCAGUGCUAAGCCGACAUUGAUGCCCACAGCCUCUGCUAACGCAACCCUCCGCAACCCUGCUGAUAACUUCUGGCAUAACCCUGACGAGACUGUCAACGAUCUUACCAGCCAGAUCAACACAGCGUGCCCUCUUGCUGCUGGCAACCUUCCUGGUAGCAGUGGUGGUGCUCCUGCAGACGCAGCUGCCGACCCAGGCGCUGCUUCUCCUACUGGAGGAAACGGCGACGGUGGAGCCAUGGGAGGUGACAUUGGAGCCAGCCGCAAGGUGAACUCGACCAGUGCCAUUGUUGCCAGCAGUGCCAUUGUUGGAGCCAUCGCCUACGGUGCCGCCAUGUUCUUCGUUGCCCGCCGAUACAGGAACAAGCGUUUGGCACACCAACGCUCCAGCUCUGUCCCCAGUGAAGGUCGCAUGACUUACGGCUCCAUUCCUGGUGGCGCUACUGCAUGGAUGCACGGUGCCCGUAACGGGCGGAUGACGCCUGGCAGUCGCGGCAGCCAAGGUAGCAGUGCCAGUCAGGGACGCAGCGUUCGCACACAACAGAUCUCAGCGCCCGUUAUGGCUGAGAACUCUCUUGGCUGGAACUGA